AAAUCUUACGUGGAUCCUUCUGGGUGAUUCCAACUUCCGGUUUUACUCUGGUCAAGGCCUAUCGGCCUCCUCCGCAGGUAGUUGACAACUGCCGCAGACAUGGCCGUGUGAUCGGCGAACAGCCAAGCGAAUCAACUUUUGAAGCGACGUCAGCUCGGAGUAAUAAAUAAAUAAACGACGCGUCACCGGAGCGACGAGGUUUCGCAACGUUUAGCUGGUCGGCUAGCUAAAAGACGCGGCUAACAGUCUCGCCGAGCUAACGCCUCUAAAUUAGAACCUGGUGUCCAUUUCAGGAUGUCAGCGGCGGGUUUCAAUGCCCAGAACGGGACCGGACAACCGUACGCAAAUGGUCCUUCACAGAAUCCUAUUGGUGUUCAGCAGCUCCCAGGGGUCAACUACGGCAUGACGCACCAACCCGCUUACAAUCCCAUGCAAGCCAAGGCUCCAGCGCCCACUGCCCCUGGACUUUAUCCCUCUGGGUCGUACCAGCAUAUCCCCCCAGCCAGCUCCUACCUGCCUGGCCAAGCUCCCACUUCUUACCCUGCUCCCCUCAGCCAGCCCCAGCUGACACGACCCCCACCGGGCGGCCCCGUGUCCCAUAUCCCUCCUCAGUCUGCCAGCUCCAGCCCGAGUCCCGGUCCGAGGCUGCCCCCUGCACAGGGCACACCUCCACCUCCGGCUGUGUCUUCUAGCGGACAUUACUCAAACUUCCAGCAGCAGCAGCAGCAGCAGCAGCCCUCCGUGACUCCACAGUGGCAAUACAACUUGGCUCCUCCACCCACGGGACCCUCCCCAUCCAUCAACACGCCACCACGGGGCCCGGUGCCCAAUCACGUGAGCACACCUGGACCUUACAGCCCUGCCCUGUCACCCUCCAUGUCACAUAACGCCAUGCAGCCCCCACGCACAGGGGCGCCCCCCACCUCUCUGCAGGGAUACAACCAGCCAGGCACCGCUCCUCUGCCCAUGAACCCAGCAGCUUCACAUCAGUAUCACCCAAGCAGAGCACCUUAUGGGCCCCCUCCUGCUGGCCCCCCUCCAACGGGCCCACCCCCCAGCAUGAAGCCCACAGCACCUGCGACCGGACCCCUGAUGUCCAAUGCCACACCUGCGCCCCCAAAGGCAGCUGCUCAGUGUGGGGAGGCUGCCUGCAGCUCUCUGCCCCCCACUGAGCCCGAUUUCCAGGAGGGGAAUAUUGAAUUUCCAGUAACAGCAAUGGUGGGCGGCUGUGUGCCCCCUUCUUCAAAUGGUCCCAAUCAUGUGGACAACAAGCUAGCCGGACCACCCCAGUCUGGCCCGCCGGGUCGGCACUUGGGCCACUACCCCUCCCUCCCCCCAGGGUACCAGCACCCCUCAGCUCCCCAUGGCACCCCUCCAAGCUUGCAACCAGGACUCGCGCGUGCUGCUCAGCCUUAUACUCAAGCACCUCAGCCAUACCAGCAGCCACCUCCCGGGCUUGGCCCCGCCCACCUGAGCCCGUCCCUGGCCACCAUGAGUCUCCAGUCCAGCACCCCCGAGACCCUGCGAGUGGUCAACCUGCUCCAGGAGAGGAACCUACUGCCCGCGGGGCAGGUCACCGCCCCGACACCCUGCCUGCCCCAAGACCUGCAGAAGAUAAACUGCAACCCCGAGGUUUUUCGCUGCACGUUGACAAGCAUCCCUCAGAACCAGUCUCUGCUUAAUAAAGCCAAGCUGCCCUUGGGCCUGCUGCUCCACCCCUUCAAAGACCUCUCGCAACUUCCUGUGGUGACGUCCAGCACCAUCGUCAGGUGUCGCUCCUGCAGAACCUAUAUCAACCCCUUUGUGUCCUUUCCGGACCAGAGGAGAUGGAAAUGCAACCUGUGCUAUCGGGUCAAUGAUGUUCCAGAGGAGUUUAUGUAUAAUCCAGUCAGUCGAUCCUAUGGAGAACCACACAAAAGACCGGAGGUGCAGAACGCCACCAUUGAGUUCAUCGCUCCAUCAGAAUACAUGCUGAGGCCGCCGCAGCCGGCCGUGUACCUCUUUGUCCUAGACGUGUCCCACAAUGCGGUGGAGACGGGCUACCUGAAGGUGUUCUGUCAGUCCGUGCUGGAUAACAUCAAUGCGCUCCCUGGAGACUCGCGGACAAAAAUCGGCUUUAUCACCUUUGAUAGCACCAUCCACUUCUACAAUCUACAGGAAGGACUGUCCCAGCCUCAGAUGCUCAUCGUCUCAGACAUUGAAGAUAUCUUUUUACCAACACCGGACAGCCUUUUAGUCAACCUCAACGAGAGCAAAGAGUUGGUGCAGGAUCUUCUGAAGAGCUUGCCAACGUUAUUUGAGAAGACCAUGGAGACUCAGUCGGUGCUGGGCUCGGCCCUGCAGGCCGCCUUCAAGCUGUUGUUGCCCACUGGGGGCCGCAUGUCCGUCUUUCAAACCCAGCUGCCCAACCUCGGAGUCGGGGCGCUCCAGUCCAGGGAGGACCCUAACCAAAGAGCAUCUGCCAAGGACAUCCAGCACUUAUCCCCAGCGACAGACUUCUACAAGAAGCUGGCUCUGGACUGCUCUGGUCAGCAGGUGGCUGUUGACCUGUUCCUGCUCAGCUCUCAGUAUUGCGACUUGGCGUCUCUUGGCUGCAUAUCUAGGUACUCUGCAGGCAGUGUCUACUACUUCCCAUCCUACCACCACCAACACAACCCCGCUCAAGUGGAGCGCUUCCAGAAGGAUCUGAAGAGAUACUUAACGAGGAAGAUCGGCUUUGAGGCCGUCAUGAGGAUCCGCUGCACCAAAGGUCUGUCCAUUCACACCUUCCACGGAAACUUCUUCGUACGCUCCACAGACCUGCUCUCGCUGCCCAACGUCAACCCGGAUGCAGGCUUUGCCGUUCAAAUGUCCAUUGAGGAAAACCUGGAUGACAUGCAGGUGGUCUCCUUCCAAGCUGCGCUGCUCUACACCUCUAGCAAAGGAGAGAGGAGGAUCCGUGUGCACACUUUGUGUCUCCCCGUGGUCCACUCUCUGUCAGACAUCUUUGCUGGUGCUGAUGUCCAAGCCAUUAGUGGCCUGCUGGCGUGCAUGGCUGUGGAUCGCUCGGUGACGGCCAGCCUGAGCGACGCCAGGGAUGCCAUGACAAACGCCGCCAUCGACUCGCUGACUUCAUACCGCCAGUCGGUGCUGACCAUCCAGCAGCCCGGCCUGCUCGCCCCGUCCUGUCUUAGGCUCUUCCCCCUCUACAUCCUCGCUCUGCUCAAACAGAAAGCUUUUAGGACGGGCACCAGCACCAGGCUGGACGACCGGGUCUUCUCCAUGUGCCAGCUCAAGUACCAGCCUCUGGUCUACGCCAUGCUGAUGAUGCACCCUGCUUUGUACCGCGUUGACGACCUGACUGAUGAGGGAGCUUUGAGCGUCAACGACCGGACCAUCCCUCAGCCGAGAGUUCUGCAGCUGUCCGGGGAAAAGCUCAGCAUGGAGGGAGCGUUCCUCAUGGACGCAGGAACGGUGAUGUAUCUGUUGGUGAGACGGAACUGCAACCCCGUGUUCCUGAGCCAAGUCCUGGGUGUUCCCAACUAUGCCGCCGUGCCUGAUAACCUGUAUCUGCUGCCAGAGUUGGACACUGCUGAGUCGCAAAGAACCCGAGCUUUCGUUGGCUGGCUGAGGGAUCAGAGGCCCUUCUUUCCCACCCUGCAUGUCAUCAGGGAAGAGAGCCAGUUGAAAGUCUCCUUUAUGCAGAACAUGAUUGAGGACCGGACCGAGUCAGCCCUGUCCUACUACGAGUUCCUGCUGCACCUCCAGAAGCAGAUCUCCAACUGAUGGGACAAUGACGAUCGUAGCGUGGAGACGAGCCAACAGUGAAGCAAGGAUGUGCAUCAGUGGGUGUGCGUGUGUGCGUGUGUGCGUGCGUGCGUGCGUGAAUGAAAAGGUUACUCCUCCAACAUCUCUCUUUAAGACGGCCUCCUCCUGACGCGAGUCGCUGGGAUGGAACCGUGUGACGGACACUUUGAUUGUGAUGUUGAUUUGGGGGAGAUUAGAAAAAGAUGGAAGGUAUCAGUGUUGAUUCUCCGAGAACAAUAAUGUGAGGUGCGGCUCUACCUGACGUGUGAAGUGUUGGCAAAGCACAGACUCCUUUACUAAAACAAGUCUAAUGUAUGCAAGUGUGUGUUUCUGACUGUUAUCGAGUAUUUGAACAUCUUGUACCCAGAGGACACCAACCUGAGCUUUUUUCAACUUUUCAUAUAGGUGUUGAACAAAUCUCAAAAGAGAGAGCGGCAGGCAGCGAAUGUGUGGUCAUGUCUGUUCCGGUCUGUCCAUCUCCAAGUCAUCCAUUUUACCCCCCCAAAUACUCAGAAUGCCUCUUAACGACGCCACUGUUCUGAUUAACCUCUUUUUUCUUUUUUUCCUUUUUUUCUCCAUGGUUUAAUUUAUGAGACUCCCAGUCUGAUUAAAUUGAAAGAUUGCCUUGUAUUAUGGGAACUCGACUUUUACCAUCAAGCCUCUGCCCAAAUGCAGACUCUAUAAAUGAAAUAUUUUAAUAUAACAUAACAAAGCCAUUGUGAUGAUCUUUUAAUCAUACAUACUUGUAUAUUGAAAAUACUGCAUUAUAUAAAGAUGAAGAAAUGCUCAUGCAUUUUAGUAUGACCGUUAAGGUGAGUUGUCAAAGAAAAUAAAAUGUUUGGGACUUUUUAAAACGUAGUUUGUCCUGUGGUGGAUGGAAAGCUUUUCUUCUGGGAAAUGAAGAUGCAGUCUGCAAUGCCAAAAGUGGACCAAAUCCCUUUGUCCUUUUUGUUUUUUUAUUUUUAUGGAUUUAGGAUGAUUUGGUGUGAUUUGGUCUGAUUUCCCGCAGUUUGUAAUUAAUGUAUUAUAAAAGCAAAAUGUAUUUAGAAAACAGACACUGUGCUUUGGUCGUUAUGGCCAAAAAUGUCUUUCAUAAAAAAAAAAAACAAUUUAUGGAAAUAAAUAAU
Dunckerocampus dactyliophorus (ringed pipefish) is the source of this 4913-nucleotide messenger RNA. RefSeq names its product SEC24 homolog A, COPII coat complex component (gene sec24a). Bases 295 to 3765 code for a protein of 1156 amino acids. The record is from RefSeq and is a predicted model, not a curated record. Gene Ontology annotation, cellular component: COPII vesicle coat; endoplasmic reticulum exit site. NCBI's taxonomy places the organism in Eukaryota, Metazoa, Chordata, Actinopteri, Syngnathiformes, Syngnathidae. The transcript has 24 exons. Gene Ontology annotation, biological process: intracellular protein transport; COPII-coated vesicle cargo loading; endoplasmic reticulum to Golgi vesicle-mediated transport. Gene Ontology annotation, molecular function: zinc ion binding; SNARE binding.